Messenger RNA from Tachysurus vachellii, 2063 nucleotides. RefSeq names its product protein Tob2. Bases 448 to 1635 code for a protein of 395 amino acids. Gene Ontology annotation, molecular function: transcription corepressor activity. NCBI's taxonomy places the organism in Eukaryota, Metazoa, Chordata, Actinopteri, Siluriformes, Bagridae. Gene Ontology annotation, cellular component: cytoplasm; nucleus. The transcript has 2 exons. Gene Ontology annotation, biological process: regulation of gene expression. The record is from RefSeq and is a predicted model, not a curated record.
UGGAGCGUCUCCGGCGUCCAAACUAAGCGCUUUAUAACCUCCUAUUCAUGUGCACUUUUAUCUUUUUAUAAGCUCACUAUCUUCUCUUAUUUCAGUGCGUGUUUCACAGGAACUGCAGGGAUAAUAAGAUAAAGCAUAAUAAUAUUAAACCUAAUAAUAAUAACAAUAACAAUCACUCUGAUUGGAGACUGUGGGUUUCGUGAGACGUCUAGGCUUUCAGUAAGCCCAGUGUGUUGUAGCAGGUCAGAAAUUUGUGCCUGGGACCAAUCGCAUCUGGACCUCUCCUCCGGAACAAUUUUUUUCAGAUGUACAUGCUACCAGAUUGGACAAGAAUUCUUACCCCCUGUGCAUCUUGAAGUGAUGUGGAAACUGUUGUAGGCCUGUUCUGGCCUGAGAGAUUCAGGACUUGAGUGUUGUGAUCUGAACCCUUUAAGUCUCUCUACAGCCAUGCAUUUAGAGGUGAAAGUUGCACUGAACUUCAUAGUGUCCUACUUGUACAACAAACUACCGCGGCGAAGAGCAGACCUGUUUGGUGAGGAGCUGGAACGCAUCCUGGUGUCACGUUUCGAAGGUCACUGGUACCCGGAGGCUCCGUUGCGUGGUUCUGCCUUCCGCUGCCUUCAUCUUGGAGUUCCUGGGGACCCCGUGGUGGACUUGGCAGCCCGAAGGAGUGGCUUGGACAUGGAGGAAGUUCGUGCCAACGUCCCUCCAGAACUCAGCAUCUGGAUCGACCCUUAUGAAGUGUCCUAUCAGAUUGGUGAGAAAGGGGCCGUGAAGGUUCUCUACAUGGAGGAUCCUCCAGGCUUGGGAGGUGAAGCUGAAGUAUCAGAAUGUUUAGGAGGGCUUUGUAAAGGAGAGAUGGAACUAGAAGAUGGGAAGAAUUUAGGCUUCAACCCAGAUGCUCAGGUCUUCGUGCCCAUCGGUGGCCAGGCAUCACCGGUCAUGCUUCAGUCACACUCUAAUUCACCCACACCGCUCUGUCAAGGUCUGUUCAUCUAUGCAGGCUCCAGUACUCCAACAGAUCCCACUGUGCACUCAAACACCUCCUCUCCAUCUCCACCAAGUAUAGGGAUGCCCUACCCUCACCCGGCUGCCCAACCUGGCUCCCGUCCUGCUCUGCAACAAAUCACCUUCACCACAGCCACUUUUGCUGCCACCAAGUUUGGCUCCACAAAGAUGAAGAAAUGCAUGGGAUCUGGUGUGGUGGGUGGAUCUGCCAGCACCGGUGCUCCUCAGCAGCGGAUGGUGAACCAUUCCCCCACCUCAAUGUCCUCUAUUUCACCACCUGGACUGGUGAAUCACAAGCCCCUGUCCCUCUCCAUGCAUUCCCUGGCUGGUCCAGUUUCCAGCCAGCUCUCACCCAAUGCCAAAGAGUUCAUCUACCCCGCCUCCCAGGGGCCUCUUUGUUUUGAAACCGAGGCUCCGCACUUGACACAUGCUGGUCCAUUCCAGGCACAGCUUCCAGGUCCUGCUCAUGCACAUACCACUUUUGAUCCAUUCUCUACCACACCGCCACCAGGCCAUGCUUUGGGUGUCGUGGGAGGCAGCAGUGGAAUUUCCUUCAUGGAGGGUCUGGGGGGCUACAACCUGCAGUACUCCAGCCAAGCUUUCCAACCUGUUGUAUUGGCCAACUAAAUGCUGAAAAAGCUUAAGAUGUCUUCUGGGAAUUUUUUAAAUGAGUUUUUUUUUCACCAGUUGUUACUAAUAACGUAAAGUUGCGGUGUUACGACUACUACAAACACUGAAUAAUUUAUUUAUUUAUUUUUUCCUUCCUCAUAGAUUUUCGUUCAUAUUCAAGGGUAAUUAUUUUCCUUUCUCCCAAGACGAUGGGGAAAUAUCCAGCCUCCUGCUGCACAGACGUUUUACAACGAAUGCUAAUUUGAUCUGGGUGUUUUUUUUUUUUUUUUUUUUUUUUUCACCAAGGUACCGUUCUCUGUAGCCUGGUUGAGCAGCACGAGCUUGUUCCAAUACAGCUCCUUUCAUGCUGUGGGGGGUGGGGGGGGGAGCUUCAUGCUCCAGUUUAACGUCACCAAGAGCAAAUAGAAGGUUCAGGAACGGAGAGC